Pimephales promelas (fathead minnow) is the source of this 2141-nucleotide messenger RNA. It is a transcript of the gene uncx4.1, whose product is annotated as Unc4.1 homeobox (C. elegans). Gene Ontology annotation, molecular function: DNA-binding transcription factor activity, RNA polymerase II-specific; sequence-specific double-stranded DNA binding. The record is from RefSeq and is a predicted model, not a curated record. Gene Ontology annotation, biological process: regulation of DNA-templated transcription. Lineage: Eukaryota; Metazoa; Chordata; Actinopteri; Cypriniformes; Leuciscidae.
GUUUUCGGUUGUUAGUAGACUAUCUGUUAUUUUGUAACAGUAAGCUAUUGGAACAGAGUAAGUGUGUUUAUGUAGUCGCUGUUUGGAAUUUAGUCGUGAAUCAAUCAAUUUGCCGGUUUCGCCUCCUCCCCUUUCUCCUCCCUCCCGUCUAGUUGUGAUGUCUCAUGUCGUGUUGUGACAGCGCUGGUAUUGUUUAUUGAGGUGGAUGUCAGGUAUAAUUAGCAAUCGAUAUGGAAAACGCUCGUGUCGUGCCUCUGACGUCACCGACGAUUAACGUUUCUCAUUGGUCGCGAAUUCCCUAGCGCGAGAGCUAGUUAUUUGGACAAGGGGAGAGUUGAUGUUGACAAAGUAGAAAAGAGCGUAAAGCCUGCACGCCUGCCUCGGUCUCCUUAUUCCUUAAUUAGGAUCGCAAAGCAUGUGAACGCCGCACGCCCUUUCACGGCUCCUGUAUGCGCACUGAGGGAAGAGUUGGAGCUUGUUUUGGCCAUAGAGACGCUUCCUUGAUUCCGGAGAUGCAAUGAUGGAUAGCCGGAUCCUCGAGCAUCCUCAUGCCCAGUUUGGAGGCUCUUUGGGGGGCAUGGUUGGAAUGGGUUUUCCCUACCACCUCGGUCACCAUCAUGUUUACGAUAUCACCGGACACCAUAUACAGUCAGCGUCCGCUGUUCCUUUUUCUAUUGACGGAUUACUUAACGGAUCAUGCUCAGCGUCUGUUGCAAACUCCAACCCAUUGCUCGGAUCUGGAUGUGGUGUUAACGGGGAUAGUCAGUAUAAACUCAGCGAUGCCGGAGACCCCGACAAGGAAAGCCCUGGUUGUAAACGGAGGCGAACGCGUACAAAUUUUACGGGCUGGCAGCUGGAGGAACUAGAGAAAGCGUUCAACGAAAGCCAUUAUCCGGACGUGUUCAUGCGCGAGGCACUCGCGCUACGUCUAGACCUUGUUGAGUCACGUGUUCAGGUGUGGUUCCAAAACCGGCGAGCGAAAUGGCGCAAAAAAGAGAACACGAAGAAAGGGCCCGGUCGACCGGCCCACAACUCUCACCCCACCACCUGCAGCGGGGAACCAAUGGACCCAGAGGAGAUCGCGCGACGGGAGUUGGAGCGCAUAGAAAAGAAGAAGCGAAAACAGGAGCGCAAACUUCUGAAAUCCCAGAACAAGCUGUUAGCUGGUGAUCUCUUCCACACGCCUGGAUCGGACAGCGACAGUGGAGUAUCACAGAGCACCGAUAGCGAGUCAACUUCACACACCGGGCCUCAGCCUAGCACUCACCGACAGCAUACAGAACAUAUUUGUGACCAACAUCCACGCCACCAAAGAGCCAGUACUGUCAACGAGACAGCGGAGCCAAUGGACCCCGCGAACGGCCUCACACGCGCCCCCACGCUCCAGAAACUCAACCCAUUCAGUGUGGAGAGUUUACUUGCCGAAUCAAGUCCCAGGAGAAAAACUAUCGUGGAUUUUUCUCAGUUACCUCCGCAGCGACCACUGGUUGGUAAAGGCCAUUUUCUUCUAUAUCCCAUUACCCAACCGCUGGGUUUCAUAGUGCCACAGACAGCGAUGAAACCGAGUCAGGAUUCAGGACACAACUGUUCCUCAACAGACACCUCAAACCAGAAAAACAUCAAUCACUUGUGCAAAGACACCGAGCUGCAAAGAGAAAGCAAGAACUCUUCUUCCAUCCAGUCUUCAAACACAAGCUCAGAGAAAUGUUUUUCAGAAUCAAAUUCGUUUGAAAACGACUCUGAGUCCAUUGUCACAAACUCUAGCCAGAAAGAAAGCGUCUCUCCUAACCUGUCUGAAAAUUCUGACUCGAAACCCCGCAGUUCCGCUGACACAAACAUAGAUGGAGAGGACGUUGACAUGGACUGAAAUAUUGGCGCCUAUCAAUCCCAAAGCUGAUAACGACACGUUUUUCUAUACAAGACUGUUUUGAUUCAUUUUUAUACUGUUCAGAAACGGAUACUCUUUAUUCAGGUGAACUGGCCUAUAUGUUUCGGCGUAAAAUCUUUUUCUUUAAGGAACAAGUUAGCUCACGAGCAGCAUACAAGAACAACAUAUCCUCAAACGUUGUAUAAAUGAUAAAGUAUCGAAAAUAUUUAUAUAUGUAACAUUUUGAUAAGUAAUAAGAAGAAUAAGAAUAAAA